AUGCCUACCGUUCAAGUAUCACGUGACCUUUUGUUCAAGUCUUUGGGUAAAACUUACACUUACAAGCAAUUCGAUGAUUUAUGCUUUGAUUAUGGUAUCGAAUUGGAUGGUGAAACAUCAGAACGUGAAAUGAAGCUUAAAGAGACAGGUGUAGAUGAUCCAAAUGCUUCAUCGGUCGUUCUCUACAAGAUCGAUGUACCAGCAAACAGAUACGACUUGUUGUGUUUGGAAGGUUUAUCACGUGCCCUCAAGGUCUAUGACUUGGCCACUCCAAUUCCAAAGUACACUAUCACUCCACCAGCCUCUGGAAAGCAUCAAAAAUUGAUCGUUUCAAAGGAAGUAAAGGGUGUUCGUCCAAUCGUUGUUUGUGGUAUCUUGCGUAACGUCACUUUUAAUCAAGACACUUAUCAAUCAUUCAUUGAUCUUCAAGAAAAAUUACAUGCCAAUAUUUGCAAAAAGAGAACUCUUGUAUCAAUUGGUACUCACGAUUUAGAUACCAUCAAGGGACCAUUCACAUACAAGGCUUUACCACCAAAAGAUAUUAAAUUCGUACCACUUUCUCAAACUCAAGAGUAUGAUGCUGUAUCUCUUUUCGAAUUCUAUGAAAAAACAAGUUCUCAUUUGAAGAAAUAUCUUCAUAUCAUUGAUAAAUCACCAUUGUAUCCAGCUAUUUAUGAUUCAAACAAUGUCUUGUGUUCAUUACCACCAAUUAUUAAUGGUGAUCACAGCAAGAUUACUCUCAACACCAAGAAUGUAUUUAUCGAAGUCACUGCCAACGACUACACCAAGGCAAACAUUGUAUUGAAUGUCAUGUUGACAAUGUUUUCUGAAUAUUCAAAGACUCCAUAUUCUAUGGAACAAGUUGAAGUUGUUGAUGCUGAUGGAAAGUCUGAUUUAUUCCCAAAGAUUGAUGAAAAGACUAUUGAUGCUUCCACCUCUUACAUUAACAAGACUAUUGGUGCCAACAUUGAUCCAGCCAAUAUGGUUGGUAUGCUCAAGAGAAUGUCCCUCAUCUCUACCUUGUCACAAGACAAGUCAACUUUAACUGUUUCAGUUCCAUGUACUAGAAGUGAUAUUAUUCAUCAAUGUGAUAUUAUGGAAGAUGUUGCUAUUGGAUAUGGUUUCAAUAACAUUGCUAGAGUGAUUCCAGUUGUAAACACUGUUGGUCGUAUUCAACCAAUCAACAAGUUGUCAGAACUUCUUUCAAAUGAAGCUGCUCUUGCUGGUUACACUGAAAUCAUGACCUUUGUUUUGUCAUCAAACAAGGACAACUUUGCUUUGAUCAAUAGAAAGGACGACAAUUCCAGUGUAAAGAUUGAGAAUUACUUGAUGGAAGAAUUCUCUGAGGUUCGUACCACCUUGAUUAGCACUCUUCUCAAGACUAUUGUCUCUAAUCGUGCUCAUGGUAUUCCACUUAAAUUAUAUGAAGUUUCUGAUGUUGUCAUCAAGGGUGCCAAUAAUAACAAGAAUCUUUCAGAUCCAGAUAGUAACAAUAGUGAUGUUGGUGCUCUUAACAAGCGUAUGUUUGGUGCCAUCACUGCUGACAGUUCAAGUAAAUUGGAAAUUGUUCAUGGUUUACUCGACAAGUUGAUGUUGUCACUCAAGUGCAAGCCAGAACUCUUGAUGACCAAACAAGACAGAGAAAAGGGAAUCGCCUCUUAUCAACUCGCCAAGUCCUCUGACAAGAUCUUUGUCGAAGGUAUGGGUGUUGACAUUCUCUACAAUGGAACCAAGAUUGGUAUUAUGGGUGUCGUCAACCCAGAGGUUUUAAAGAACUAUGGUAUCAUUUAUCCAUGUUCCAUUCUCGAAUUCGAAAUCACCAUUGAUCUCGCUAAAAAUAUUAUUUAA
Cavenderia fasciculata is the source of this 1848-nucleotide messenger RNA. RefSeq names its product phenylalanine-tRNA ligase (gene pheSB). The transcript is spliced from 7 exons. Bases 1 to 1848 code for a protein of 615 amino acids. The record is from RefSeq and is a predicted model, not a curated record. Lineage: Eukaryota; Evosea; Eumycetozoa; Acytosteliales; Cavenderiaceae. Gene Ontology annotation, molecular function: RNA binding; ATP binding; magnesium ion binding. Gene Ontology annotation, cellular component: cytoplasm; phenylalanine-tRNA ligase complex. Gene Ontology annotation, biological process: phenylalanyl-tRNA aminoacylation.